AUGGACGACUGGGCAAAAAACUAUCUUCGAACCUGGCAGUCUGAUUUCGCCGACGAACCUCAUGCCGAGCUCUACUUUCGUUUUUCAGAAAAUGUCCUCUCCGACUUGCAGCGCCUUCCUCAGGAGGGGCCGACCAACGCAGACGCCAUCUACGACAAAGUCUCGAACCCAAUUAUAGCCGCCAUCACGUCGCUGCCACAUCCCGAUCUGGGACUGGAAUACGUCCAAGACGUUCUCUUCGAUGCGGCUAUAUCCUCCCCGGCUGGAACUAGCGCCCUAGCAAAUGUCACGCGACUGCUAAUAGAUAACCUCCCGGCGCCUUCAAAGGAGAAGCUUGAGAAGGGAAUCGCGUCGAAUACGCGCGAACGAUGGAAUGGACCCGAUAAACCCGAUCUCGGAACGAAGAUAACCGAAUGUAUCGAAAAAUGGGUCUCUCUGAACAUGUUUGUUGCGCAUCUAACGCGACUGCAUGCACCGCUGUGGGACUACGGGGUAUGGACCCUGGAUCGGGCAUUCAACCCACAAGCUGGGGGUUACCGCGAGGAUGAACGGGUGUAUCAUGUCCCGGCCGCGGCGGCUUGGAUUCACGUUUUGGGUGCCGAGAUCUAUCGAUGGUCACUGCAGGGAGAUCCUUCAGGGGAGAAAUGGGAGAAGUGGAAGUUGGGUUUUGAAGCGGUCUCCCAGUCUUCUGAUGUAUUUCCAGCGGAUACGAGAGAGAAGGCACAGAUGGCAUUCAAUAGCAUGAGGGAUAUGGAGGGAUCAAUUGGGCCUGAAAUAUAA
Messenger RNA from Aspergillus terreus NIH2624, 780 nucleotides. RefSeq lists its product as uncharacterized. The transcript has 2 exons. NCBI's taxonomy places the organism in Eukaryota, Fungi, Ascomycota, Eurotiomycetes, Eurotiales, Aspergillaceae. The record is from RefSeq and is a predicted model, not a curated record. Bases 1 to 780 code for a protein of 259 amino acids.